UCUAAUUAUAUUCUAUCUUUCAAGUGGACCCAACAAAUUUUAUUGUAAUCGUUUAGAUGGUUUUGUAGGUUCACGAAUACAAAAAAAGAUUGUAAUACUUACAAAAAUAUCAUCCGAAUAUCCAUAUUUUCCUGCCAAUUACCGUAUAUUUUCCACAAUUAUUAUGUCAUACAAAUCUCGUCGUGACAAUUACGACCACAUCAAGUAAGAAAUCAACCAAAUCGUCGAGCCAUUCUCAAGUAAUGCUCUUACAUACACGCGGCAAUAGAUUUUUAUUUAUAUAGAAACAAUAAGUAUUAUAUAUUUUUAUGUCUAUAUGAAACCUCUUAGACAAUAUCAAACCUUUAAUCAUUUAACUAAUAGAUAAAAAAAAGCCGUCAAAAUCUUGAUGGAUAUAAAUAAUUACAAUAAGCAAAUAUUUAUCUGCUACUUCUAAGUUAAAUGAAAUAUUUAAAUUAGUAAGAUAAUAUGAAUGAGGAGGCCCCACACAAUUCAGUGGAUGAAAUCGACUCCGACGAAAAACUAGUGAACGAAGCUGGGGUGACUACUGGCAAUUCCCUUGAACACGCUGAACUGGAUGGCAGCCAAACCUCGCCGCGGUCGACGUAUGAAUCGCUUUUUUGGUUGUUAAGUUACACUAAAAUGUUUACGUACCGUUUAGCUAAAGAUUUGUUUAUAACUCUAUUGGGCUAUAUUUAUUCUGGUCAAGUAUUGCCGAAUCACAUUGUGGAUUUAAUGAACGUUCAAAGUAACCUCGAACGCACAAAUGAACCACAUACAGUCACUUAUAGCAGUUACAGAACGCAACAAGACCGCACCUUACAGUUAUCCUUGAGCAAGUACCUCAACGCCUUUAAGUCCUAUGUUCUUUGCAGCGAAGAUGACAUCGGAUUGCAAUGUGGCCCUGCAAGAGAUUUACCAUUCCAUUCUCUUGACAAAGAACCAAUGUUUAUUAUCGUGGAUUCUAGCUGCGUCAGCAACCCAAGCUCGAAAGAAAUUCUGAUUGAUCAGAGACCCACAGCUGGAGAUACAAUAUUAAAAAAAUAUUUCAACAAAAAUACCAUUCCGAUAGAUGUGCCAUCAACAAGUAAAGGAUACACAAAUGAUACUUUGUCUUCGAAACUUAAGGAAUCUGAGUCUAAGGAAGAAUUACAAAUGAUGGACAUAAAUCUGCAGAGUGAUAAUGACAUUCAAAUAGACGACACCGAUAACGAGUCGAUAGUGAUUUCUUACCUUAGGAACAAAGAUUUGUUUUUAGAUUACGAAGAAUUGUCGGAGAGUUCAUUAGAUGCUCAUAUACCCUCAUAUCCUGGAUCUCCGAGGUCACUGCACUUCGGAUCAGAUGUUUCUUUAGAAUCUCUUGAUGAAACUGAUAGUAGAUUAAAACACGCAGUAAAUUUUCUCCACCAAGACACUGAUUUUAUGAUGGCUGCUGAAAUUGGCGACGACAGGAUGCUCGAAAUACUCAUAAGCAAACAAGUAAAUCGACAUCAAAUAGAUCACCUAGGCCGAAAUGCAUUGCAUUUAGCCGUGUGUUCUAAUAACGAGCGUGCUAUGGUGCUGCUGCUGGAAGCCGGUGUUAACCCUAAUGUGAAAGAUAACCUUGGCAUGACACCUCUUUCUCUGUGCUUGAUGAGGAGGCCGUCUCUCACCGUGAUAAAGCUUUUAUUUGACUAUGGUGCAAAAAUAUUACCGCGCUCUAACCCGAUGGACACUGGUCUAUUUCUUCAAUUCGUGAUGAUGUGUAAUCCAACGGAGGAAGAAGAAGAAAUACUGCGAUAUCUUGUAGAGGAGGGCGGUUUAGUUACGGACGCAGAAGCCCCCGGCGGAAGACAACCUUUGCAUUUCGCAGCUAUGAGCAAUAAUUGCCGCCUUAUCAACAUACUUAUGGACCUUGGAGCUGAUUUAUUUUUUACUAACCAUAGAAAUGAAACAGCGAGAGAAGUAGCCACUACUUUUAAAUGCAGGGAGGCGCUAGCUUUGUUAGAAAAGCUGGAAGGCAAUCACAUUCAAAAUAAAAAUGAAUGUAGUAGCACUUCGUUAGAGACAAACUACCCAAACUAAACUUAACUCCAAAAUACCCACUGGAACUAAUUAACACCUUUAGUAGGUAUCUUAUAAAAUAUAAUAACCUUAUACUAAUGUAGGAUACCAAUUAAUGCUGUAUCUACUUGCCCUGUACUCUAUAGAAUUAUAUGUCGAAACGUG
This is a messenger RNA of Manduca sexta (tobacco hornworm), 2208 nucleotides long. RefSeq lists its product as uncharacterized. The coding region runs from base 469 to 2064 and encodes 531 amino acids. The transcript is spliced from 6 exons. NCBI's taxonomy places the organism in Eukaryota, Metazoa, Arthropoda, Insecta, Lepidoptera, Sphingidae. The record is from RefSeq and is a predicted model, not a curated record. Gene Ontology annotation, molecular function: protein binding.